UCAUGGACAUGUUCACCACCAUUUGCAUGCCCGGGGCGGUGUAAGAUUGCGAGGUUGCAAGCUUGCAAUGCACUGGUGAGAAUUACUACUUACUAGGGAUAAAACUGUAAUUCUGUGUUGGUCAGAAUGCCACCUAAUGCCGCUGCCGCACUCGCAGGCCUCCGCCGACUCUGCACCACCACGGACGCCGCCACAAUCACAAUCUCGAGAGCAAAAUCCCAACUCCGAAGCGAGUUUGACCCGGACAAGGCCCUGCAGAUCUACUCCUCCGUGUCGAAGCACUACUCCUCCCCAGUAACCUCCCGCUACGCCCUCGACCUCACUAUCCGCCGCCUCGCCAAGUGCCGCCGCCACUCCGACAUUGUGGACCUCAUCGAGUCCCAAAAGUCUGACCCCAAGGUGGCCUCGGAGCCCUUCCUCUCCACCCUCAUCCGCUCCUAUGGCAUCGCCGGCAUGUUCGACCGUGCCCUUCAGACCUACCACCAAAUGGACACCUUCGGCACCCCUCGAACCUCCGUCUCCUUCAACGCCCUACUCACUGCCUGCGUCAACUGCGCCCUCUACCACAACGCCCCCCACCUGUUCGACGAAAUUCCCAAGCAGUACGGCGUCGUUCCAGACAAGGUCUCCUAUGGCAUUCUUGCCAAGUCCUUUUGCCGAAUUGGUGACCCUGCAAAGGCCCUCCAGGUCUUGAAGGACGCUCAGGGAAACGGCGUCGAGAUCACGGCGGUUACUUAUACCACAAUCUUGGAUGUUCUGUUCAGGAAGGGGAAGAUUGAUGAGGCUGAGAAGCUGUGGAGGCUGAUGGAGGAGAAGGGUUGUGUGGAUGUAACUGCCUAUAACAUGAAGCUUAAGUUUCUGACUGCCGGCGGUGGCGGCUUGCCGGAGAAGGUGAAUGGUUUAAUUGAUGAAAUGGUGAAGGCACGGUUUAUGCCUGAUACAAUCAGUUAUAAUUACUUGAUGACUUGUUAUUUCAAGAAUGGGAUGGUGGAGGAAGCCAAGGAGGUUUAUGGUGGACUACGUGGGAAGCAAUGUCGUCCGAAUGCUGCGAUGUUUAGGACCGUGGUGUAUUUUUUGUGCAGGAAUGAGGAUUUUGAGGGUGGGUACAGGGUUUUUAAGGAGAGUGCCAAGGUGAACAAGAUUCCGGAUUUCAACACCAUGAAGAUUUUGGUUGAAGGGUUGGUGAAGAAAGGGAAGAAGGAGGAGGCGAAGAAGCUGAUUGGAACAGUUAAGAAGAGGUUUCCUUGUAACAUGUUGAAAGCAUGGGCUAAGGUCGAGAGGAACCUCAACUUGGUUUCUGAUGAUGGUGCUGAUAGUGUUGAGUCUAAAAAGGAUUCGGAGUCAUAGGUAACAACCAAGGUCUAUUGUGGAAAUUAUUUUUGGUUGUUCAUGGCUUGGGUUGUAUUGUGGUUAAAAGGAGCAUUUCAAGGUCAUCCAUGCUUCAUUUCAUACUCUGGCUGCAGUAAUUAAUAUUUGAUAUUACAUGGAGCUUAAUCUUGACUUUCAUAGUUGGAGUUUAAAUGUUUAAUAGCUGCAAACAAGUUUCUUCUAGUGAAAAAUUUGAAGAAUCCAAUAGAUGUUUGGAAUGGAACUUCAAAGUUUAGUUGUUGGGAAUGUCUCUGGUGGGGGAAAGAAUAAUCUGGUUUUUAAAGGACUAUACAAAAAUAUUCCAAAUGAAUGGUUUAGAUUGCAUUCGUACUGAAUUUGUUAGAAAUACUAGUUUUGAUCCAAAAUUAAAUGUAUUUGCAGAUUGGCUCCAACAUGGUCUGAUUGGAUCAACCCUGUAAUGACCUUGUUUUUUUUUGGACAAAUUGAUGAAUGGUUUUUUCUUU
This is a messenger RNA of Arachis ipaensis, 1832 nucleotides long. Its product is annotated as Tetratricopeptide repeat (TPR)-like superfamily protein. Lineage: Eukaryota; Viridiplantae; Streptophyta; Magnoliopsida; Fabales; Fabaceae. The record is from RefSeq and is a predicted model, not a curated record. Gene Ontology annotation, molecular function: protein binding.